This is a messenger RNA of Notolabrus celidotus (New Zealand spotty), 2452 nucleotides long. It is a transcript of the gene dennd6b, whose product is annotated as DENN/MADD domain containing 6B. Gene Ontology annotation, molecular function: guanyl-nucleotide exchange factor activity. NCBI's taxonomy places the organism in Eukaryota, Metazoa, Chordata, Actinopteri, Labriformes, Labridae. Bases 132 to 1853 code for a protein of 573 amino acids. The transcript is spliced from 20 exons. Gene Ontology annotation, cellular component: recycling endosome. The record is from RefSeq and is a predicted model, not a curated record.
CUCCUCUAGCAGGGGCUCCCUCCGCUCUCCGCGGCUCUCCGGUGUCUGCCUGUGUGCUUCUAGUUAUGGAGGACCGAAGGAGAACCGGAGGGGGGUGAUGAUGGAGGUCUCAGGGCGGUGAUCGGACCGUGAUGAAUCCGUUUGACCGCUCCCGUUCCCCGCGUCGGGAGGAGGCGGAGCGCCCGGACAGCCGGUGUCCGUGGGCCCGCUUCUCCUGCUGGCUGGAGUGCGUGUGUGUGGUUACCUUCGACCUGGAGCUCGGACAAGCCAUAGAGUUGGUGUAUCCUCAGGAUGUGAAGCUCACUGAGAAAGAGAAAACCAGUAUCUGCUACCUGUCCUUUCCCGACUCCUAUUCAGGAUGCCUUGGUGACACUCAGUUCAGCUUCAGGUUGCGUCAGUCUGUGGGACGCAGAGCGGCAUGGAGGGGGGAGGAUGUUUACAACCGAGAUGCUCCGGUCAGCCUGCAGACUGAAGCGUCCCAUUUCUUCGGUUUCGUUUAUUUCCGACAGGUGAAGGAUGUUUCUGUGAAGAGAGGAUAUUUCCAGAAGUCUCUGGUGUUCGUGUCCAGGUUACCGUACACUCACCUGUUUCACUCGCUGCUGCAGCUCGUCGCUCCAGAGUUUUUCGAGAAGCUCGAGCCCUGUCUGGAAACAGUGUGUAAUGAGAUUGACCAAUGGCCUCCACCUGUUCCUGGUCUGACCCUCAACCUGCCUGUGAUGGGUGUGGUCUUACAGGUGCGGAUUCCUUCAAAAUCUGACAAACCAGGAGGAAGUCCUAUCAAACAGGCGGCUCAUGAGGAACUUUUGCCGGCUCCAACCCUGCUGCCCACCAUCCAUGAACUCGACCUCUUUAAGUGUUUUCAGUCAGUCCUCGUCCACCUGCAGAUGCUCUGGGAGCUUGUGUUGCUCGGGGAGCCGCUGGUUGUGAUGGCACCGUCUCCCACCGUCUCAUCCGAAACAGUGCUGGCACUCGUCAGCUCCAUCAGUCCUCUGAAGUUCUGCUCUGACUUCCGACCGUAUUUCACGAUCCACGACAGCGAGUUUAGAGAGUACACCACCCGCACACAGGCCCCGCCCAGCGUGGUCCUCGGUGUCACUAACCCGUUCUUCAUAAAGACGUUUCAGAGCUGGCCUCACAUUGUGCGGCUUGGAGAAAUAAAGAUGGCAGGUGAUUUACCCAAACAGGUGAAGGUGAAGAAACUUUCCAAACUAAAAACACUCGACACCAAACCAGGUGUCUACACAGCGUUCAGGUCGUUUCUGCACAAAGACAAGAUCUUGAUAAGGAGACUGCUGAAGGGUAUCCAGAGGAAGAGGCCGUCUGAGGUUCAGAGCGCAAUCAUCAGGAGACACCUGUUAGAGCUCACACAGAGCUUCAUUAUCCCACUGGAGCGAUACAUGGCCAGCCUGAUGCCUCUUCAGAGGUCGGUGACAGCGUGGAAGACUCCUCCUCAGGUGCGACCCUUCAGUCAGGAUGAGUUCAUGGCGACAUUAGAGCACACGGGGCCUCAGCUCACAUCCCUGCUGAAAGGUGAUUGGAUGGGACUGUACAGGAAGUUCUUUAGGUCUCCAAACUUUGACGGCUGGUAUCGCCAACGACACAAAGAAAUGACGCAGAAGCUGGAGAGUCUGCACCUGGAGGUCAUCUGUGACGCGGACCUGCUGGGUUGGACCAAAGAUAAGUCCGAGGUGGAGAUCGUGGAUCUGAUCCUGAAGCUCCGGGAGAAGCUGGUGAGAGCUCGGCGGCAGCAGCUUCAAGUGAGAGACGGAGUAUUUGACAAACUGGACGAUUUUAUUCACAACAUCAUCGGCUCGCUGCCUGAAGACCUGCAGACUGUCCUCAACACACAAUAACACACACUAAUAUUAUUUUCUGUGGUCAGUUAAUCUGAGUUUAGAUUAAACAGCUAAGAGCACGUUAACAGAUCACAGGUAGUUAGUAAUGAGUUGAUAGUUAGUUUAGAGUUAGUUAACAGCUGUUAGAACUAUUGAAAGUUUAAAAUUGACCUUCAUCUGAAGAUCAGAUUUAAUCAGAAAAUAAAUAACCUGAGAUUAAUCGAUUUAACUCUGAUUUGCAAUGAUGACAGUGAAACUCUGAAGCUGCUGAUUGUUUAUUUAUUUGUUAUAUUAUUUAUUUUUUCUUUCUUUGUUUGAUUCAUUUGUUGUGUCCAGAUUUUUUUAUAUUUACGUUGUUGGUUUUUGUACAAAUUUUGACGCUUUGAUUAAAUUUCUUCAUGCUUUGUUUAAAAAGGGACCGAGGAUAAAAAGUUUAUACAUAAUUUUUUGGAUUAUGGAACAAGUUUGGACUCAAUUCUUUUGAAGUCUUUUUUCGUUAAAUGACGAUAUUAAGAGUGUGGGACAGUCUGUUUGGGAGGACGGUGGAAUAAUGUUGUGUUCAUAAAAGAAAAAUGUUAAAUAAAAUCAACAUUUUUUUAUUUAUGUCAAGAUGAAAA